GCAUCGCCUUCAUUCAGUACAAGACCAAAGAAGGCGUGGAGGCAGCCCUGAAGUACAACGGAGAUGAUUACGGUGGACGCACCCUCAAGGUCAAUUUGGCCUCGGACAAGGGGAGCAAGGGCAAAGGAAAGGAUAAGGGCAAAGGCAAAGGAAAGGAUAAAGGCAAAGGAAAAAGCGAUCAGAACAACGACCUCACAGUCCACGUGAAGGGUCUGGCGUGGACCCUGGACGAAGAGACCAUCAAGACGGACUUUGAGGAGUGUGGCGAGCUGGUUUCGUGCCGGGUGCCAAAGAACGAGGAAGGCAACCUCAAGGGCUUCGCAUUCAUCGAGUUCAAGGAUGAGGAGGCUGUCAAGAAGGCCCUCGAGUUCAACGAGACAGACUACAAUGGACGAAGGAUCUACGUCAGCAAGGCGAGCGAAGGCCCCAAGGGAAAGGGCAAGGACGGAAAGGGCAAAGAUGGAAAAGGCCUAUGA
Symbiodinium pilosum is the source of this 476-nucleotide messenger RNA. The record is from the annotation of a GenBank genome assembly. Lineage: Eukaryota; Dinophyceae; Suessiales; Symbiodiniaceae.